CGGGGUAUUCCUGUUCCGCUGCUUCUAGCCGAGAAUAGAUCAUGCGCUCUCUUGCCGGGUUCUUCUUGGUGUUUGUCUGCGCCACCUUCUACCUGUACGUGCUGAGCACCCGCCUGCGCCCGGGCCGAGGACGAGAAGCCGAGAGGUCCUUGGUGUUUCCUUCAGAUCUGGAUGAACUCCGUGAGCUGGCUGACUUUCUGCAGGACUAUAAGAGGGAGCACCAGUCAUAUGUCGCCCUCCUGUUCUGUAGCGCAUACUUAUACAAGCAAAGCUUUGCCAUCCCAGGAUCCAGCUUUCUGAACCUACUUGCUGGGGCGCUGUUUGGACCAUGGAUGGGCCUGUUUCUAUGCUGCACCCUGACCUCUCUGGGUGCCACGUUCUGUUACUUACUGUCUCAAGCCUUUGGAAAACAGAUUGUAAUCAUGUAUUUUCCUGAGAAGGUGGCCAUGCUGCAGAAUAAGAUUGAAGAAAACCGCAGCGGCCUGUUCUUUUUUCUACUUUUCCUGCGUUUGUUCCCGAUGACGCCUAACUGGUUCCUGAACCUCUCUUCACCCAUACUGAACAUUCCAGUAGGACAGUUUUUCUUCUCUGUCCUCGUCGGUCUCCUACCCUACAACUUCAUCUGCGUCCAGACAGGCUCCAUUUUGUCAAAGAUCAAAUCUUUGGAUGACAUGUUUUCGUGGGGAACACUACUAAAGUUAUUGGCAAUAGCGCUUGCUGCUCUAAUCCCUGGCACCAUUGUCAAGAGGUUCAGUCACCACAAGCUGGAACUAAAAGGAAAAGAACACAUGAUGAAUGGCAGAAAAUCCACGUGAAGGCUUCUCCCUCCACACAGAACCCUUAUUGCAAGCAAUCUCAGAGACCCUAAUGAAAAUCUCUUCUUAUUUCUAGACAGGUGACCACAUUCUUCGGUGUGAAUUCCGCAGUGGAUCAUUUUGUCUAAAGUCAGGUAUUCUUAGCAUCUCUUGUACACAAACUUUUUCGGCAUGAAAGUCUUAAUUCGACCGUGGGUCGUCUGUGCCGAUGCGGCACUUUUUAAACAGUCCUUUUUGUAUUCAUUGUUUUUAGUAAGAAUUUGUAGAGUUUGUCUUAUGAAUGUAUUUUUACCUCUUGUCUAUUGUCAGUUUUAUUUCAUAUUGAGGUUAUAAAAGUCCACCUAAGGGAAAUGCGUUUUUGAAGAGCAUAUGUGCCCUGACGGAGCUCUAACCUUGAUCUGCUUGAGUGGUGAGACAGGCAAAGAGCCAUCCACUAAACAACCCCAAAGCGAUCUUCUGUUCCCCCUGACCAUAUGCUAAAGAGGACAUGUGAACCCCCUUAGUGUACGUACCUGAGUCUGAGCAGGAGGAAGGAGCCCUCUCGGCUUAUAAGGAGUGCUGAAAGUGCUCACGUGCCGUCAUUAGCAUGCAAUGCAGAGGAGUUUUUGGCCUCUUGGUCCGAAGACUGGGGAAUGUGUUGUAGGUGCACCCACAAAACCCGGCCUGCCCUUGAGCCGGACACUAUAAUAAAUAGAUGUAUCGGUUUACAAAUUCUCUUUAGCAGGCAUCCUCAAACUGCGGCCCUCCAGCUGUUGUAAAACUACAACUCCCACAAUGCCAUGCUGUAGGCUGUUCGGGCAUGCUGGGAGUUGUAGUUUUGCAACAGCUGGAGGGCCGCAGUUUGAGAAUGCCUGCUCUUUAACAUUCUCUCAGGAUUGUAGUCCCCAUAGUGAAUGUGAUAUGCAGCAGAAGGUCACAUCUAUGAUUUUUAAUUAUAGGGAUGUUGUGAUGUCUUUAUAGAUUUGGUAUAUUACAUAAGGGACUGUUUUUGUGCCUCUAGCCUUGCGUCCAAGUUUGGACUGUGAUAAAUGUCCAUGGUUGGAUAACCCUCUAAAAUUAUGGCAGCAAGUGUCGAGAGACACACAUGUAAGCACAUAUUAACUGUACUAUAGAAACCUGCCUCAACUUCCAGUGUAAAGAAAUAAACUAUGAAAUAUUGAGGACUGGAGGGGAUUUUUACCCCAAUCGUGCGAACACAUGGGCAGCUAACUGACAGGUGCACUUUAUUUUUCUUCUUCUUCUGGAUCAACAUAGGAGGAGACUAGAAUGUUAUGCUGAACUUGAUAAAACUAUCUUUUUAAGGGAAAAAAAAAUGGGUCCCUAUCUAUACACAGAUUAGGGGAGAUCUAUUAGUUAAGCCAGCAAGCUGGAGCGGAGCCAUCCAGCAAACACAUCUCAAUGUACUUUCUAUUUUAUGACGGAGGAGCUUCUGCAAUAACAGUAUAACAUUUGCCCUUGCAAUACUCUAUCAAGUCAUAAUUCUACAAAAUGUACACAAUUUCAGGUCUGAUUAUGGUGCCCACAAUAAUGGCACACCUUACCUCACACCUAGUGCCAUAUUGCAAAACUGUAGCACCGCAACCUCAUGUGUAUUAUGUGUAUUACCAGACUCAUAGGGCAGUGCUUGAUUGUAAAAUUGUAAUACUGACCACAGCUAAAAUAUGUAAAACACACGAAUUACUGCUCUGUGUGAUUAGGAUUCACUGUAAAAGGGAAUUAUAGGACAGCGUAUUAUAGGUACAGGUCUGUAUGACUAGUAGUCAAAAAGUGAGAUCUGUGGCUGCUAGUGGUGCUGGAAUAAUACAGCAGAUACGUAGGGGGAAUUUAUCAUUAUAGUGGGGCCACUUUUUUGGCAUAAACGUAACUUACACUUUAUAGAGUCAGCUGAAUUUAUGAAGAGUUUUGAUGUUUUUGAAUAUUUGACAACUCUGUCUCAUUAUUUCUGGUGCUGACAGAUUUAUAGGUUGCAACUUUUUAGUAAGUUGCUUAUUUGUUACUCCAAGGAAAGGGUGAGAUAAAAUGAUUACUGAACAGAUAGAAGUCGGCACUACUGGGGCUUCAUGCAAUCUGUGCGUACGACCGCUGGUUGGGAGUCAACCUAAGCCAAUCAGGGAUGGUGUUCUGUGUCAUAGACAUUUAUGGGGUCAUUUAUAAAACUAGUGUAAGAUAGAACUGGCUUAGUUGCCCAUAGCAACCAAUCAGAUUCCACCUUUCACUUUCCAAGGAAGCUGUCAAAAAUGUAAAGCUGGAUUCUGGUUGCUAUGGGCAACUAAGCCAGUUCUACUUUACACCAGUUUGAUAAAUCACCCCAUUAAUUUGC
This is a messenger RNA of Bufo gargarizans (Asiatic toad), 3135 nucleotides long. It is a transcript of the gene TMEM41A, whose product is annotated as transmembrane protein 41A. The record is from RefSeq and is a predicted model, not a curated record. Bases 42 to 815 code for a protein of 257 amino acids. Lineage: Eukaryota; Metazoa; Chordata; Amphibia; Anura; Bufonidae. The transcript is spliced from 5 exons.